Molecule: messenger RNA, 1266 nt
Organism: Diabrotica virgifera virgifera (western corn rootworm)
Lineage: Eukaryota; Metazoa; Arthropoda; Insecta; Coleoptera; Chrysomelidae
Exons: 1
Coding region: 1-1266 (421 amino acids)
Source: RefSeq, a predicted model, not a curated record
AUGGCGAAACUAUCAGAGUUUGAGGAAAACAGUUCAGGGUGGGCUUUUGAAAAAAUAAUAUCUUUGGAGGUUAAUAUUAACAAAUAUGAAAUCGGGAAUAGGGCUUCAUCCUUCAUUAAGCUACCGGAUCAAAUCCGAAAUAAAAACGCGUGUAUCAAUGUAAAAAACAAUGAUGAAGCUUGCUUUUUUUGGAGUAUAUUGUCAGCGCUGCAUCCUGCAAAAGAGCAUUCAUAUCGAACUAGUUCAUAUCCACAUUACACAACUGUCUUAAAUGUUGAUGGUUUGGAAACACCAAUGACUAUUGGAGGCAUUUCAAAAUUUGAGAAACAAAAUGGCAUCUCUGUAAACGUUUAUGGGCUGGAAAUGAAUGUCGCUCAAGAAAAAACAUUCUACGUAACAAUACCGUUAAGGUUGUGUAAAAUUAAAUUAACUAGACAUGUAAAUUUGCUGAUGGUACAAGAUAAAUAUUUUCCAAAAUUAAACGAUUAUGAGGCGCCUAUUGAGGAUGAUGAAAUUGUAGAUAUCAAAUACCAUUAUUGCAUGAUAAAGAAUCUGUCGCGGCUUGUAUCUAGUCAAACAAGCAAUUAUAAACGUAAAAUAUUUGUAUACGAUAGAUGUCUAAAUUAUUUUAGAAGUUUUGACAGACUAAAUGAUCAUGCAAAAUAUUGUGAGAGAAUCAACGAUUGCAAAGUUUCAUUUCCACCAUAUCAACAUGUUGAAUUUAAAAAUCAUGUGUAUAAGCAGACAACGCCUUUUGUUGUCUAUGCAGACUUUGAAGCAAUGCUACAAAAAAUUAAAAAUGGACCGCUUAAAAGUAAAACAAUUAAACAUCAGGAGCAUAAAGCCUUUAGCGCCGGGUAUUAUAUCAAAUGUUCUUACGAUAAAUCAUUAUCUUUUUAUCGAAGCUACGCAGGUACGGACUGUCUAGACUGGUUUGCCAAGGAAAUGUCUGAUUUGGCAAUGUUUGUACAUGGAAAGAUAAAGCAUAUUGAGCCCAUGAAUAUUAAACCAAACACUAAUGGAGCAACUGAUUGUCAUAUUUGUGAGAAGCGCUUUACACCCACAGAUACAAUUGUGGUUGAUCAUGACCAUUUUAACGGGCAAGUACGCGGAUUUGCGCACCAAGUGUGUAAUCUUAACUUUAGAAAACAGUUUGUUGUUCCGAUUUUUUUUCAUAAUCUUAGCGGUUACGAUUCACAUUUCAUGAUAAGACAAUUGGCGAAAAAAGGAAGUAUCAGCCUACUCCCAAUAAACAAGGAAAGAUAA